Messenger RNA from Penicillium daleae, 933 nucleotides. RefSeq names its product putative gamma-cysteine synthetase regulatory subunit. The record is from RefSeq and is a predicted model, not a curated record. Gene Ontology annotation, biological process: glutathione biosynthetic process. Gene Ontology annotation, molecular function: enzyme regulator activity; glutamate-cysteine ligase catalytic subunit binding. The coding region runs from base 1 to 933 and encodes 310 amino acids. Gene Ontology annotation, cellular component: glutamate-cysteine ligase complex. The transcript has a single exon. Lineage: Eukaryota; Fungi; Ascomycota; Eurotiomycetes; Eurotiales; Aspergillaceae.
AUGAACGGCGGCCGUCCGUCCGUCAUUCGCCAGCCGCUGACGCAAAAAUCCAACGUUGAGCUGAUCACCUCUCUGCGCUCGAACUUCCUGUCCUCGCAAGCGCCCGAUACUGACGGUACGAACGGGACAAACGGGACCAACGGCGAGGCGAAUGGAUCACACUCCGAGAAGCGUGACUAUUCCUCCUGGACGGUGGAUCGCGAUGGAGCUCUCUACAUUCCAGCCGUGGACUUCUCACAGCCUGGACUUGCCGAGGAGCGGGAUCAAUACGAUAUUACGGUGAAACUAUUCUAUCUACCGGGAAUUCCAGCCUCGAGGCGCUGCGCACACACCAGGGAGGCAAUUGAUCUGGUAUUGAAAGAACUACAAGUCAAGUCUAUCGAUUUGCUGAUUGUCUCGUUCCCGGGAAUUCUAUUUGAUGCGGACGACGACAGCGAUGAGGAAGGGUCCGACUCUAGCGGCGAAGAUGACUUUGACAGCACGGUGCAAACAUGGCGAGUGCUGGAGUCCCUGCAUGAGCAGGGCAUUAUCGGACAGCUGGGCGUCGCAGAGUUUGGCAGCGAGCGGCUAGCGCGCUUCCUUCCACAUAUCCGGGUCAAGCCCUCCGUUGACCAGAUCAACCUGAAGGACUGCUGUGUGGUGCCCAAGUCCCUUAUUCUCUAUGCCAAGCAGGAGAAGAUCCAGCUCUUAACCCACAACGACUGCAAUGAUAUCCUCCCGGUCGGCACGACACGAGAGCUAUUGGGGCCGGCGGACAAGGGAGGUGCGGGGAUCCUGGCUGCGGCGCCCGAUGCCACCGAUGGGAUCCAGGGACACGUCGAGCCGCAGUGGGUGGUGAAGUACACGGCAGUGGUGAAGGAUCGCGGAGUGGUCGAGAACAAGGGGUAUUUCGCUCUGGCAGAUGUGGGCACAUGCGUCAAGCCCCGUCAAUAA